This is a messenger RNA of Pseudophryne corroboree (corroboree frog), 849 nucleotides long. RefSeq names its product general transcription factor II-I repeat domain-containing protein 2A-like. The record is from RefSeq and is a predicted model, not a curated record. The transcript has a single exon. Bases 1 to 849 code for a protein of 282 amino acids. Lineage: Eukaryota; Metazoa; Chordata; Amphibia; Anura; Myobatrachidae.
AUGUUUGUACAAGUUGGGAUUGAAACAGAUGGUUGUCCAAAUCUGACGGGGAAAAAUGUUGGACUUUUGAAGAGAAUGCAGGAUAAAGUGACAGAAAUGAACCCUGAGCAGAAAUUAAAAUUUUUGCAUUGUAUUAUACAUCAGGAAGUGUUGUGUAAGUCAGUAUUAAAAAUGAACCAUGUUGUUGAUGUUGUAACUAAAACAGUUAACUUCAUCAGAGCAAGAGCACUGAAUCACAGACAGUUUGUUGCACUUUUGGAUGAAAUUGAGACUGAACAUCGUGACAUCAGCUACCAGACAUCUGCCAGGUGGCUCAGCCUGGGAAAAGUGCUGAAAGUUUUCUGGGACCUGAGAGAGGAGAUCCUGGAGUUCUGUGUGAAGAAGGGAAAUGACAUCCCUCAGCUUUCAGAUGCAGACUGGUGGCUGGUAGACCUUGGUUUUUCUGUAGAUGUGACUGCACAGAUGAAUGAACUGAAUGUCAAACUGCAAUGCAAGGGCCUUUUUGUGCAUGAAAUGUACAGCGCAGUGAAGGCUUUUAUGAGAAAGUUGCAGCUUCUCUCAAGCCAAAUGGGGGACAAUAAUCUCACUCACAUGCCAACACUAAAGGAAGCCAAACCAUUAGCUGAUCACCUCCACAGGUACACGUCCAUGUUAGAAGCACUGCAUGGUGAGUUUUCAAGGCGAUUUCAAGACUUCAAAACACUUGAGAGUGAAAUGAACAUGGUUUCUUCUCCCUUCACCUGCAGUGUGGAUAAUGCAUCCAGUGAUGUUCAUAUGGAACUCAUUGACUUGCAGUCUGACACACUUCUGGCAAGGAACUUUAAGUCAGUCCCACUGCUUGAGUUUUAA